AUGGCAAAAGUGACGAAACUUCUCGCCCAGCUUCCGAUCGAAGAAAAGGUGGAGUUUCUCAACUCCUUCGACAUGGUUCAGACAGACUGCGAUGGUGUGCUGUGGCUGCUGCAGGGUCCAUUCCAAGGGGUUGACGUGUCCAUCAGGGAGCUACGGAAGGCUGGGAAGAAAAUUGCAUUCGUCUCGAACAACAGUGUCCGCGCCAUGGAUGACUACAAAGGGAAGCUGGACAAGCUGACUGAUUUUACCGUCACCGAAGAAGACAUAGUUCACCCGGCAAAGGUCGUAAUCGCUUUCUUGAAGGAACGCGGAUUUGACUCACUGUGCUACGUGAUAGGAAGCAAACAUUUUAAGAAAUGUCUUCGUGACGCAGGCUUUCAAGUGCUCGACGGGCCAGAACAACCCAUGAAUGAAUCGGUAGCUGAGAUAGGGCAGGUUAUUGCUGAUAAACAACCGGUCAAAGCUGUCAUUGUGGACUUUGACUACAACUGCAACUAUAUCAAACUGCUGCGAGCCCAGCUGUAUAUGCAGCAAGGAGAUUGCUGGUUUAUCGCCGGAGCAAUGGAUAAAGUUUUGCCGCUCGGUCCAAAAAUGCGCCUGCUGGGGCCGGGAUACUACGUGGACAUACUGCAGGAUAUCACCGAUAUGAAGCCCAUCAUGUUGGCUAAACCAGGCGUGGCCAUGAGUAAGGUGUUGAAGCGAAUGUUACCGGUUGAGGAUCCCCGUCGGGUGCUGUUCAUUGGCGAUCAGCCCGAGCUGGAUGUGAAGUUUGGCAGCAUUUCCAACUAUCAAACACUACUGGUUGGCACUGGCGGGGUCAAGGAAGUUGAUCUGAAAAAUUACGCCGGCGAUAUGGUGCCGGAUUACUACAUUGGGGCCUUUGCUGACCUGGCGCAGAUCGUGCGAGAUGUGGCCGCGUACAAAACUGCCAAAGAACAAAAACUUUGAAAAUGUUUAAGGUACACGUUCCUCAUAAGAUAAACUAUUUAUUCCAUGCAUCUUCAAUGAACUGACUAGAAUCUAGUGCCUUUGUGAAUGGAGGUAAAGAAACAUGUUCUUUCUGAUGGUAAUUUGUCAAGCCAUGUCCUACCGUGGUCAAUUACUUGCAAAGUCUAGAUCAGU
This is a messenger RNA of Anopheles coustani, 1122 nucleotides long. RefSeq lists its product as uncharacterized. The record is from RefSeq and is a predicted model, not a curated record. Gene Ontology annotation, molecular function: phosphatase activity. The transcript is spliced from 3 exons. Bases 1 to 948 code for a protein of 315 amino acids. NCBI's taxonomy places the organism in Eukaryota, Metazoa, Arthropoda, Insecta, Diptera, Culicidae. Gene Ontology annotation, cellular component: cytoplasm.